Clupea harengus (Atlantic herring) is the source of this 1520-nucleotide messenger RNA. RefSeq names its product solute carrier family 7 member 6 opposite strand (gene slc7a6os). Lineage: Eukaryota; Metazoa; Chordata; Actinopteri; Clupeiformes; Clupeidae. The record is from RefSeq and is a predicted model, not a curated record. Gene Ontology annotation, biological process: developmental process.
AUUUAGGCCUUACACGUACCAUUUAGGAGAAGAAGUGUCUACAUACGGACUAGAAACGAACAAAUCAGCAGUAAACAGUAGCCUCCUAGCUGGCGCCGUGAGGAAGCUAUCGUACUUUGUGUGACAGUAUGGAUCCUAGCACGACUAUUCUUCGAGUGAAAAGGAAGCGGGGAACUGAUCCCGCGGAUGCUUUAUUACUGGCUUGUAAAAGAAUUCGGCCCGAGUCAACAACACAGCCUCCCGGAGAAUCUGUUCCUGAACCUGAUGCGAAGAUAGAAAAUUCUGUGUUCAAACUCGUGGCCACAGUAGCAUCACAGGAUGCUCCAGUCCAGCCACACGUGCAGGUGGCACUGGCACGGCCACGGGUGGCCCAUGCCCUCAGACCUUCAGUGGGAAGCUCCAAGAGGAUCACGGGAGACCUACGCAGUGCCAAGUGGAGCACCAGGCGGGAGGAGCGCUACCGGAUCCUGUCCAGUCACCGAGCCGGGCUCCCCACAGAGACGCAGGCGCCUCCCUCUGCUGAGGAGGCAAGGGAUGCCGACCUGGAAACAGUGCAGACAGAGGUGGACUCGCGCCUCCCUCUGGGAGAUGUACAAGUGGUAGACCUCAUCCACGAGGAAGAGGAGCAUAACAAAGCUCCAGCUAAGACGGUGGUCACAGAUCCGGAGAUGAUCCUGUGCAACUCUGUGAAGAUGGUCCGUGAGAAGCUGAGCGUGUCUGGGGAUGGAGUGGGCACAGAGCACAGGGAGAAGGAGGAAGACUAUGUGUACGACCUGUACUACCAGGAGACUGUGGCCGCAGGCUGGAUCCAGGACAUCUUGUCUGUCAGGCCCUACGAGGCAGAGGAUGAGUUGGUUCCUGAAGUGGUUGUCUGGGAAGAAGAGGUGUAUGAAGAUGACGAUGAUGAAAACGAGGAGGGUAAUUGGAGGAAUGAAUACCCUGAAGAGGGGGACAGUGAUGUGGGCAGUGACGCAGAGGAGCGCUUUGGAGGGUGUUGGGACGAGGAGCACUCCUACAGCAGGAGGACAUGGGAGCGGUACCAGAGGGAGCUGCUGAAGGAGCUUGGGGACGACGAUGAGGGGGACAAAGACUUGGACUCUGACUGAGGCCCUGUCCAUCCGUUUGUCUUUCCUGUCUGCUUGCUUCUGUGUGUGAAAGAUGGGCCGUUUCUACUGCGUGAAUUUGUGAGGGUAAUGUUGUGCAAAGUGUAUGUGUGCGCGUGUUAGAUUUUUCUGCAGUGUAAGUAGUGAGGUUUGUUUUGCACUGUUGUUUGAGAAGGAGUGUUGGUGAGAUGUGUGUUUUUUUUUUCUGAGUUGUGGUGAAGUGCAUGUGUGUGUAUUAGUAUGCGUAUGAUAGUAGUCUAAGUUGGUGCAAGCGUGGAGUGCUCUUUUUGUUGUGCGUAUGUUCUGAUGUUGUAUUUGUAUUGACAAAUCCAUUCAGUAUGGGUUUGAAAACACUUUAAACCUUUGUAAAUAUGUAGAUGUAUAUAAAAAGAAUAAAGCAUUCAGAAUAAAUGUAAA